Messenger RNA from Cuscuta europaea, 5005 nucleotides. Lineage: Eukaryota; Viridiplantae; Streptophyta; Magnoliopsida; Solanales; Convolvulaceae. The record is from the annotation of a GenBank genome assembly.
CCGGGUAGGGCGCGGGGUUGAUUGAGGAAUGCAAAAAGCAGAUAGGAAAAAAUAGUGAAGAAAAUGAAAAUUCAAAAUCAGGAAAAAUGGCCCACGUCACCUCUGUCUCAACUCGGCACCUUGACUCAGUACUCGACUCACCCUUCUCCUUCUUUCCACCGCUUCCAUCACCCAUCAACCCAACCCAUCCCAGCACUUACCGACCCGCUUUCUCUAAACUCCUUUUCUCUGCAAACCCUUUCUCUCUCUUUCGUAACCAUCCUCGUCUUCUGGCGCUCCUUCCCACCCGUCUUCUUCUUCCUCUUCCUUCUACGUGCUCAAGCCGCCUGGCGUGCACUUUCGGCUCUCCAGCAUUCGCACGCACUAUAUCAUGACCUCCAUCUGCUUUCACUUCCCCCAUUGUAUAGGCGUUCCUUUGAGUGCGCUGUGAAUACAUUUGUUUGGUUUGCAAUGGCUGCGUUCAAUCCACCCCCGCCGCUCUCGGGAUUUCAGGUAACUUUUGAUUCGUGACUCCCUGUUUCGCAAUUUAUGUACGUGUUAAUAUGCUUGAAAACCACUUUUUUGAAAUUAUUUGAAUUUCUGCGUUCAAUUUUUAGUGUAUGAUAUGAAUCCAUUGGAUUUUGAGUUUUUUUUGUCAACUGAAAUUUGCUAGGGUUUGAGUUGAUCAUAAAGUUCUGUUCUGUUGCGUAAUUUUGCUGGGGUGCGGUUUGUUUUGGAUUGAUAUCAGCUUGAAUGGCUAUAGAAAAGAAUUGUUUCAAGUCAUCCAGAUUGGACUCGGAGCUUUCUUCACACAGCAAGGAAGUUGUGAUGUCUAGUGACGAGGAGUUGCUGAGGUAUAAUACGAAUUCUGGUGGAGUUGAAACUGAGGAUGAUGAUGAUGAUGAGGAGUUUGAUGAUUGUGAUUCAGGGGCCGGAUCAGAUGACUUUGAUUUGCUGGAAUUGGGAGAGUCUGGGGAGGAAUUCUGUCAAGUUGGGGAUCAAACAUGUAGCAUUCCUUUUGAACUGUAUGAUCUCCAGGGAUUGGAUAAUAUCUUGUCUAUGGAUGUCUGGAACGAUGUCUUGAAUGAGGAAGAAAGAUUUACUCUCACACAGUACCUUCCCGACAUGGACCAAGAAACUUUCAUGAGGACAUUGAUAGAGCUUCUGACAGGUUGCAACUUGCAUUUUGGAAGCCCUCUUAAAACUCUCUUCAACAUGUUGAAGGGAGGAUUGUGUGAACCCAGAGUGGCGCUUUAUCGACAAGGGUUGAUAUUCUUUCAAAAGCAUCAGCACUAUCACACCCUCAGGAAGUAUCAGAAUGUGAUGGUCAAUAGUUUCUGUCAGAUUAGGGAUGGAUGGCAAAACUGCAGGGGAUAUAGCAUCGAGGAGAAGCUUCGUGUUUUGAACAUCAUGAAGACACAGAAUAGUUACAUUUCUGAGAAGAUGGAAGAGAUGGAGGAGAGUGAUGAAUCUGAGAGAGAGGGAUCCGGUGAUGCUUCUUUUUGGAGUAGGAGAGUGAAAGAUCGAGCACAUGGACAAAGGUCAUCAAUGGAGUUCCAAUAUCCUCAUGGAAAGCAAAUUUCUGUAGAAACUGCAAAGUUUGGAAAGCAAAGUUCUAAAGGAGCGUUGAAGUUAACUGGGGGGACAAGAGGUUCUACUAUCAAAGAGUUUUCUGGAAGCUUCCCAUCCGUUCAUCAUGAGAUGGACAUUGAACCUGGGUCAUAUGGAGCACUACCUCUUUCUCAUCACAUGCGAGAUCGGUUAUUGGGUGAUGAUGAUGAAGGAAUGUAUGAAGUGGCUGUUCAGAGAAAUAAAAACUUUUCUCGAGCUGGGCUGAAAGAUAAAGUCAAGAUGGUAAAGAAACGUGAAGCAUUGAGAGGUGAAGAAGAGUACUUUGAUAGUUUGACUGGAAGUCGAAUGCCGCACAUGAGAAAAGAUUUUUAUGGCCCUGGCAGGAAAAAGACCGUGAAUCACUUGUUUGAUAGCAACAUGUCCAGCAAAACCUCGAAUGCUAGAGGAGGAGCUGUUUUAGAUCUGGGAAAUAAGUCUAACUAUGUUGAGAGUCUCCAGAAAUAUCCAUUUGAGGACAAUAUGAUUUAUGGGAAAGGCCAGAUUCCAAAUCCAUCUCUGAGAGGAAGUCAAGUGGAAUUAGCUGAUGAAAGUGAAACGAUUUGGCCUGGGAAUGGACAACAGAACCCUAAUUAUUUAUGCAACCAAGCCCAGCAGAAAUAUGGCGAUUGGAAUUAUGAAAGAAAAAAGUAUAAGAAGCAUCAAGAGCCUUCUGACUUCCAUUCAGGGUAUAACAAUAGAGCACAGCAGCCAUUUCAAGAGAAGUUUAGGGCAUCUAUACCCAUUGAUCAACGAGGUUUGGCUGGGUCCAACAAAGAAAGAAGGGCAAUUCUAAAAAAUGAAGAUACUGAAUCUGAUUCCUCAGAAGGAAUCAAUGAAGAAGAUGAAGAUUAUUGUAACAAUCCUGUGCUAAGGAGCAAGUUGGCAUUUCCUUGUGAUAUGAAAUCUGGCUCAGAAACUAGGAAGGAUAAAUUUGUUAAGAAAAACAAGAAGGGUGGUUUUCAGUCUUCUGAUUUUGAUGAAGCUAUAUUAAGCACACCAAAAGAAGGGAUGGAUCUUGUUGUCUCUAGGAGGACAGUGAAGAAGGGUAAGAUGGCUGUUGAUUAUGGGCAUGUGAAUAUUUUAUCUGCUAAAGAGUUGGAUGAGAACUACUUAAGGGGCCAUGCUCGUCAUUACAUUGGUGAUAAUGAUGAGGAUGAUGACCAACCGAUCUACAAGUUAGCAGCAAAGAAUGGACGUAUUAAAGGGGCAUCAUUGAAAGGUGAUUUUGGGGGUCCCCAGUCAAAUGGUAUGCUUGAAAUGUACGGUGUUGAUCUUCAAGAAAGAUCUGAGUUACAGUUAAUAGGAUGCAGUUCUACAGUGAAGAAACGGAAAAUCAAAGAGGGCGUCUCAUUUAUUGAUGAGCAAGCUGUUGAUAAUAAUGAUUAUAACAAUGCACAGCAAGCUGAGGACAUGAGCUCCUCAAAGAAGCAGCGGGGAAAGAGAAAAUUGGAGAGUGAUUCAGAAAAAGGUAUCAUCUUUGAGCCACUGCCACUGCCAUUGGACAUCAUUACUAGAGAGGAAGACAAUGCUGUUUAUCAUCAUCCAGAAGUCAUACCACUGCAGAAAAAACCAUUCAUUUUGAUCACACCAACUGUCCAUACUGGCUUUUCCUUCUCCAUCAUCCAUCUUCUCUCAGCAAUUCGGAUGGCUAUGAUCACAUCCCUACUCUUAGAAGAUUCUCUGGAUGUUGUUGGCAAGAAUGGUGACCAACAAGCGGAGUUGGAUGCCAAUAAAAGCUCCCUUUCUCCUACUCAUGAAACGAGGGCUGCCCCAUCACUAGCGAUUCAAGAAAUCGUCAACCGAGUAAGAUCCAACCCCGGAGACCCCUCCAUUCUUGAAACCCAAGAACCUCUCCAGGAUCUGGUUAGAGGGGUCCUCAAAAUAUUAUCGUCCAAAACAGCACCUUUAGGGGCAAAGGGGUGGAAGCCGCUUGUUGUUUAUGAGAAACCGUCAAAGAGUUGGUCUUGGGUGGGUCCCAUGAUACAUCAUGAGGCCUCAAUGGAGGAGGAAGUCACAUCUCCAGAAGCUUGGGGUAUUAACCAUAAAAUGCUUGUGAAAUUAGUCGACUCGUUCGCCAACUGGCUGAAAAAUGGUCAGGAGACUCUCCAACAGAUUGGGAGUCUACCCGCCCCUCCUUCCUCAUUGGCCCAAUAUAAUCUAGACGAGAAAGAGCGGUUUAGGGAUUUGAGGGCACAAAAGAGUCUCAGCACCAUUACCCCAAGCUUAGAAGAUGUAAGGGCUUAUUUCCGGAAGGAAGAAGUCCUUAGGUAUUCUAUCCCAGACAGGGCCUUCUCUUACACAGCACUCGAUGGGAAAAAGUCGAUCGUGGCCCCGUUGAGAAGGUGUGGGGGGAAACCGACAUCGAAAGCCCGGGACCACUUCAUGCUCAAAAGGGACAGACCCCCACAUGUGACAAUUCUGUGUCUGGUGCGGGAUGCAGCUGCCCGGUUGCCCGGGAGUAUCGGGACGAGGGCUGAUGUCUGUACCCUGAUAAGGGAUUCACAGUACAUCGUUGAGGAGGUAUCGGAUACGCAGGUGAAUCAGGUGGUCAGUGGUGCUUUGGACCGUUUGCAUUACGAGCGGGACCCAUGUGUGCAGUUCGAUACGGAAAGGAAGUUGUGGGUGUACUUGCACCGAGAUAGGGAGGAAGAGGAUUUCGAGGAUGAUGGGACUUCAUCCACAAAGAAGUGGAAAAGGCAAAAGAAAGAAGAUGUUAUUGACCAAGGAGAUGCUCCUGCUGCUGCGAUCACCAUUGCUCCUUAUAAUGAUGAUGAUGAUGCCCGGGAUGCUCUUCACGGUGAGGAGGAUGGCAGCAACAACGUUAUCCACCAAGAAGCAGUGGCUCCUCCAGAUUUUCCAGGAUCAAGUAGUUUGAUGUGUCAGGAGAAUUCCACGAUUGACAAUUUUGAUGACAAUGAUGAUGAAACAUAGAGAACCAACAUUGCUUAAAAUGAGAGUAUGUACAGCUUAUCUGGUCUCAUUAUAUGCUCUUUUUUGUUACAUUUCAUUGUUUUUGUAUUAAUUUUUAAUUUGGGAUUCCCCAUGCAGUUUUCAGGCUGUGUAAUGGAUGGAUAGAAUGGAUGACACACUAUUCAGCAUAUUAUCGUAGACAUUCAUUGACUGCUACAGAGAACUUAUUUUGCUACGCCUUUCGCACGUAAAGAAAUUAUGUAUAUUAGUGAUGCAUGCAAAUGUUCAAACUACAGUAGCAUUCUGAAUAUAUUAUCAUCUUGGCGGAUGACACAGUUACUACAGUAAUAAAAGAGUAGGGCUUCACACCAUAAUGAACUCCAAUGAUUAGGCAACAUCUUUUGGUUUCGCCAAUGUAUGAAAGUUCGCUUCAUACUACCUAGCAUGUAUUAAAAAUGUAUUCAUGAAAAGAACGGUUCAUAAUGGUGGUGAUUGCAUCUAAACG